This is a messenger RNA of Oppia nitens, 1242 nucleotides long. RefSeq names its product E3 ubiquitin-protein ligase RNF14-like. Gene Ontology annotation, molecular function: ubiquitin conjugating enzyme binding; zinc ion binding; ubiquitin protein ligase activity. The record is from RefSeq and is a predicted model, not a curated record. The coding region runs from base 1 to 1242 and encodes 413 amino acids. Gene Ontology annotation, biological process: positive regulation of proteasomal ubiquitin-dependent protein catabolic process; ubiquitin-dependent protein catabolic process; protein polyubiquitination. NCBI's taxonomy places the organism in Eukaryota, Metazoa, Arthropoda, Arachnida, Sarcoptiformes, Oppiidae. Gene Ontology annotation, cellular component: cytoplasm; ubiquitin ligase complex. The transcript has 7 exons.
AUGUCACAAACUAAUAAUUAUCAAGAUGAUUAUGAUGAAAAACUAUUACGUGCAGUUCAAUUGAUGAGUUUGGAGACAUCAGAUUUUGAAGAGGAAAAUGAUUUAUUUAUAGCACUAAACAAUAGCCGAUUGUUAGCCAAUGAUAGUAUUGUUAAUGAUAAUGGAUCAACAAGUGAUCAAGAUGAUAGUGACCUGGAUACAUUUGUUGAUCAGGAAAUAUUUGACGCUAUUGUCAAUCAAAAUAGAUUGGAUGAAUCAAUUGAACAAUUUAGACAAAAUGCCGACAAUAAUAAUGAUAAUCAUAAUGAUGUCGAUGAUGGUAGUAGUGAUGAUGAUGACAACGACACUAGUGAUACUGAUGAUGAUGAUGACGAUGCUGAUGAUGAUGGCAACAAAAAUGAUGAUGAUGAUAAUUUAGAUAAUCUAUUUGAUCAAUCGACAAUCGAUGAAGUGUACCAGCUCAUUGAUGAAAUCUAUCAUCAUGAACAACCUCAAGUAGCAUCAUCAUCACCGUCAUCAUCAUCAUCAUCAAUACAAUUGCCAGUACAACAACAAAAUAUUACAGAAAUAACAUGUGCACUGUGUCUGGAUGAAAAGCAGCUAGCUGAUUUUCGUGAAUUUGGCCAAUGUCAGCACCUAUUUUGUCGGGUGUGUCUUGGUCAAUUUUUGGCCCAAAAAAUCAGUGAUGGUAUUGUACUAAAUAUAAAGUGUCCAUCAGGUGUUGGUGAUAGUCUGGAUAGUCAAUGUAGUGUCGAAGCCUCACAUCAAUUGAUCCGUGAGCUCCUGGAUCCCGAUCUACUAGUACGCUAUGAUGAGCUAUUGUUGAAGAAAAAUGUCGAGCACCUGGAUAAUGUGAUAAAUUGUCCAACAUGCAAUCUGCCUGUUGAGUUUGAUUCAGGCACGUGUUUGGCCUACUGUUAUACGUGCGACUAUGCAUUUUGUACGAGCUGUGGACAGGUAUAUCACGGUGCGACCGAUUGUGUUAACAACGAUGAUGAGGAAAGUCGUCGGCAACGUGAGGCCGAAAAUCAUGAGUCGGAACUGUUUAUUAACGCCAAUUUCAAACAGUGUCCCCAAUGUAGCUCACCGUGCGAUAAAGAUGAAGGUUGCAAUCAUGUUAUAUGUAAAAAUUGCCAUGUUCAAUUUUGUUGGCUAUGUCUAACUGAUGUUAGCGAUAAACAAGUCUAUGACAGGCAUUAUCUAUCGGAAUGCGUUUUGUUUGCUUACGAUUUUAUAUAUUAA